This is a messenger RNA of Funneliformis mosseae, 291 nucleotides long. The record is from the annotation of a GenBank genome assembly. Lineage: Eukaryota; Fungi; Glomeromycota; Glomeromycetes; Glomerales; Glomeraceae.
AUGCCUCAAAGUGGUACAGGCGUUUCAGUAGAAGCGGUCGAUCCCAAAACUGUUGGAUAUGUUAAAGCAAACUGGAUGACCCUAAAUGGUGGUUGGCUGGUAUCACUCUCACCCUGGAUUUGGAUGUUGGCUUCCGUCAAAGGCAAAGUAGUUAUUGAUGCUUUUCGCCUGAUCAAUCCUCAAAUGCUUAUGCUAGGUCAAGAGCCACGUCAAACCACUUCCAAUAUUGGACAUCUUAAUAAACCAAGUAUUCAAGCUUUGAUCCAUGGAUUGAAUCGUCAUUAUUAUUAG